Molecule: messenger RNA, 3520 nt
Organism: Telopea speciosissima
Lineage: Eukaryota; Viridiplantae; Streptophyta; Magnoliopsida; Proteales; Proteaceae
Product: protein transport protein SEC23
Exons: 5
Coding region: 753-3368 (871 amino acids)
Biological process (GO): intracellular protein transport; endoplasmic reticulum to Golgi vesicle-mediated transport; COPII-coated vesicle cargo loading
Cellular component (GO): COPII vesicle coat; endoplasmic reticulum exit site
Molecular function (GO): zinc ion binding; GTPase activator activity
Source: RefSeq, a predicted model, not a curated record
ACGAACUGGAUGCAGCGUAUUCAUCACAACAGGCUCGUACCAGACUCUGCAAAGCCCUUGAUCGAUUUUCUAUCUGAACAGGAAUCCAUAAGACUCUUUAUGUCUGAUCUGGGUUUCUUUAUACUCCAACCAGUUUAAACCCUAUUUAUCACAGUAAUCACUUGAAAGGUUUGUUUCUGCGACACGGAUGUUUCGUUAAUAUUUUGUAUAUUGAUUGGAUUUCAUUCAAAGCACAUUUGUAUCUUUGAACUGCAGUUUACCGGGGAAGAUGAAAUUUAGUAUCUUUCUGGCUUCUUCUUGAUUAUCCACUCUUCAUGCUCGGGCAAUUUUGAGUUCUAUUUCUAUCAAGAUCCGCUUUUGUCUGGUCAAAGGUGUUGGAUUUAGGGUUUUAGGUUUAAUAAUCAAUGGCUCCCGCUUUUCCUAUUAACUAUUCAAAAUCGAAGGCCUAGCUUAAAUGCUGCAAUUCUAUAGAACCUAUAACUACAAUCCUUGUUCUGUAUACAUAGAGUUUUCGGAGCCAUGGGGUACUUGCUAACAGUAGUUGCCUGUUGAGAUUGUUUUUUUCUUUUUUUUAGCGGUUGACGCCCAAUCAAAUCAAACCGCUCAUUUGAUUUUACAGUAAGUCCCAAACUGUCGAUAGUCCCAAACUGUCGAUCUUAAUCCAUUUAUCUCGUUUGGGUCUGCGUGGAAGUGCUUGGGGUUGAAGGUUCUGUAGUUCCACAUUGGAUUAUAAGAAAGAAAAACUGACACCAAUGGCUUCUCCUCCACCACUUCCCCCUGGCUACACAGUUACGGCUUCCCCGCAGCACCCAAACACACCGACUCCUCGUCCUGAGAAAAGACCGACCCCACCUCCAUUCUCUUCUCCUGUUGCUACCAGGUUUUCCCAACAAAUAUCACAACAGGAUCAAAUUCCUUCUCCCUCAGCCCCACCCAUCACAACAUCAAGUAAUGGAAACAAAACUGGAAGCCCGCUUCCUCAGUUUAGUACUCCUCCUGGUCCCCCUGUUUUCUCAUCACCACUCCGGCCUGCAGCUGUGCCAUUCCGGACUUCGCCUGCCUCUCCCCAGACAGUUGCAUUUCCUAGUGGUUCAUCUCUGCCAACUUCAUCGACUCCGUACUUAAAUGGGUCAGUUGAGUUGCAGCCAGGAGAUUCCAAUGGUAGAGAGGACUCUAUGUUUGCAAGGGAGUCGCCAUAUGUUCUAUUUUCUGCACAGAAGAUGUUGAAAAAGAAAAAGCUAGCGAAUGUCCCAUGUUUGGGAUUUGGGGCAUUGGUUUCUCCAGGAAGGGAGAUAUCACCAGGUCCUCAGAUUAUACAACGUGAUCCACAUCGUUGCCAGAACUGUGGAGCUUAUGCCAAUUUAUACUGCAAAAUUUUACUUGGCUCAGGGCAAUGGCAGUGUGUAAUAUGUGGGAAUCUGAAUGGAAGUGAAGGUGAAUACAUAGCUCCUAGCAAGGAAGACCUUCGUAAUUUGCUAGAGUUAGCAUCUCCCCUGGUCGAUUAUGUUCAAACUGGAAAUAAAAAACCUGGGUUUAUUCCGGUCUCUGAUUCUAGGAUGUCUGCACCGGUUUUUCUCGUCAUAGAUGAGUGUUUGGAUGAAGUGCACCUCCAGCAUUUGCAGAGCUCUUUGCAUGCCUUUGCUGAUUCUUUAUCCCCUACUACCAGAGUUGGAAUCAUAUCUUAUGGCCGGACAGUGUCAGUUUAUGAUUUUUCAGAGGGAUCUAUGGCAUCUGCAGAUGUACUUCCUGGUGACAAAUCACCUACGCAAGAAUCGGUGAAAGCGCUGAUUUAUGGGACAGGCAUAUAUCUGUCUCCUGUUCAUGCCUCACUUCCUGUUAUGCAUACUAUCUUCUCAUCUCUGAGGCCAUAUAAACUCAAUUUACCUGAAGCAUCCAGGGACCGAUGCUUGGGUACAGCAGUGGAGAUAGCUCUAGCAAUUAUUCAAGGGCCAUCAGCUGAAAUGUCUCGAGGUGUAGUUAAAAGGUCAGGAGGUAAUUCCAGAAUUAUUGUGUGUGCUGGUGGGCCCAAUACCUAUGGUCCUGGAUCUGUUCCUCAUUCAUUUAGUCACCCGAACUAUCCAUACAUGGAGAAGACAGCAAUGAAAUGGAUGGAGCAUCUAGGAUGUGAGGCUCAUCGGCAUGACACGGUGAUUGAUAUCCUGUGCGCUGGAACAUGCCCAGUAAGAGUUCCUGUUCUGCAGCCCCUUGCCAAAGCAUCUGGUGGUAUUCUAGUUCUGCACGAUGAUUUUGGGGAGGCCUUUGGUGUAAACUUGCAAAGAGCAUCUAUGAGAGCAGCAGGUUCCCAUGGUUUGUUGGAGAUGCGCUGUUCUGAUGAUAUUCUUGUUACUCAAGUAAUAGGUCCUGGUGAAGAAGCACAUUCGGAUGCUCAUGAAAGUUUCAAAAAUGACACUUCUGUCUCUAUCCAAAUGCUAAGUGUUGAGGAAACACAAAGCUUCUCAAUUUCUAUGGAAACAAAAGGAGACGUCAAAAGCGAUUACGUUUUCUUCCAGUUUGUCAUUCGAUAUUUAAAUGUGUAUCAAGCUGAUGUUUCUAGAGUUAUUACUGUCAGAUUGCCUACUGUAGACAGUGUUUCAAGUUAUCUUGAGAGUGUACAAGAUGAAGUGGCUGUUGUUCUCAUUGCCAAGAGGACUCUGCUACGAGCCAAAACUUCAUCUGAUGCAAUUGAUAUGCGGGCGAUGAUAGAUGAAAGAGUUAAGGAGAUAGCUUUUAAAUUUGGGUCUCAAUUACCGAAAUCAAAGCUUUAUCAGUUUCCUAAAGAGCUUGCCUCGCUGCCAGAGAAUUUAUUCCAUCUUAAAAGGGGCCCACUUCUAGGAAGUAUUGUUGGUCAUGAAGAUGAGAGGUCUGUCUUGAGGAAUUUGUUUCUUAAUGCAUCAUAUGAUUUGUCGCUUCGUAUGUUGGCACCUCGUUGUCUAAUGCAUCGAGAAGGAGGCACUUUUGAGGAACUGCCAGCAUAUAACCUUGCCAUGCAGUCUGAUGCUGCAGUUGUGCUGGACCAUGGCACAGAUGUCUUUAUUUGGUUGGGUGCUGAGCUUGCAGCUCAGGAAGGGAGAAGUGCAGCAGCUCUAGCAGCGUGUAGAACUUUGGCGGAGGAGCUCACUGAGUUCCGUUUUCCAGCUCCUCGAAUCCUUGCAUUCAAAGAGGGAAGCUCUCAGGCUCGGUAUUUUGUUUCUCGGCUAAUACCAGCGCACAAGGAUCCUCCCUAUGAACAGGAAGCAAGAUUCCCUCAGCUCCGGUCUUUAACGGUGGAACAGAGGGCCAAGCUGAAGAGCAGUUUUCUUCACUUUGAUGAUCCUAGCUUCUGUGAAUGGAUGCGCAGCUUGAGACUGGUGCCGCCUGAACCAAGUUAACUGAUGUGGCAAGAUGGGUUAAUUUGGACCUUACUUUCCUCCAAAAGGAAGUCUCUGGAAUUGGAUCAAAGGAGUGCUGGCGGUUGUCUCUGUUCUGGUUCCUCUUUAGUCAGGAUGUCUUCAUUUGGAAUGGUGUAAUGGCUAAACCUUUC